Vigna angularis (adzuki bean) is the source of this 606-nucleotide messenger RNA. RefSeq lists its product as uncharacterized. The transcript has 3 exons. Bases 144 to 356 code for a protein of 70 amino acids. The record is from RefSeq and is a predicted model, not a curated record. NCBI's taxonomy places the organism in Eukaryota, Viridiplantae, Streptophyta, Magnoliopsida, Fabales, Fabaceae.
AUUCACGAAGGUGUAUUCAGCGCUCUUUUUCAUCUUCACAAAAGGAAGAGUAUCCAAAGAAGUGAAGUGAAUCGGAGGAUCUUCUUUUGUUCGGUAAGGUUACUUUUAGGGCAUUUCAAAAGCUUUCUGGAAAUCAGAUAAAUAUGUCGAAGCAAAACACUCUCUUCUACGACUAUAUCAAUUACACUGCCAUGGCUGGACUUUUAGGAUUUAGGAGCCUUCCACCCAAGGCAAAGAAUUUGGUAGUUGCUGGCGGUUUGACAGCUUUUGUCUUUGGUGCCCACUUCUACACCAUGAGGGUUGUUGGAGGCACUGAUGAACUGCAGGUAUUGACAACUACGAUAGAGAAAAUGUGAGAUACUCACGUAGUGGGAGGAGUUGUAACUGGACUUUGCUCAGAAUUGAAUUCUUCCCUAAAUUCAAAAAGAGACCAAUAGAAGAGAUAUACAUUCUACCGUAUGGUUAAUAGAAUCAUACAGUUAGUCAUUAAUCAAACGAUUUAAUUUCAAGAUUGAUUAUUCUUUGGACUAAGCUCCUUGGUUCGAUGAAUCUAAGUUAAACAUUUAUUAAUUGAUUAUUUUACGCUGAACUCUUUUAGAUCGAUUA